Messenger RNA from Labeo rohita (rohu), 377 nucleotides. RefSeq names its product MIEF1 upstream open reading frame protein-like. The record is from RefSeq and is a predicted model, not a curated record. NCBI's taxonomy places the organism in Eukaryota, Metazoa, Chordata, Actinopteri, Cypriniformes, Cyprinidae. The transcript is spliced from 2 exons. The coding region runs from base 165 to 377 and encodes 70 amino acids.
GGAAGUAACUUUCUAGUCACUUACCAUCUUCUUCCGGAGCGGCAGUGGUCGACCCCGUACUGAAGACUGGUCUCCCUCCACCCUUGACAAGCUAAACAUUAAGUUUUGACAAUUUCAAACGUGCGUGUGAGACGUCUGUCUCUGCCCGCUCUGAGCUCUCCCUGAUGGGCGGCUGGUCCCGCAGUGCUGUGCUGCAGCUGUACCGAGCACUGCUCCGUGCAGGCCAACACUUACAGUACACCGACCGUGAUUACUACCGGCGUGUAGUGACCAGAGAGUUCCGGCGCUGUCAGACCCUCAGCGCCCCAGCAGAGAGGGAGGACGCGCUGAAGAGAGGACAGUUCUUUCUCAACAGCGGGCUGGGUGGGUUGGUGUAG